UCAUAUGAUCCAUUCAUCGGCGUUGUCCCGUUCAAACAUGGACGGCGGAACAUGACUUCUCGCCCGACAAGCCUUCUCCCUCCCUCCGGUGCCAUGUUCAACGGGCUUUUCCUCGGAAAAUGAAAUCCAUUGAGGCCAAAAUAGUUGUCCUGGGCGCUCAAGGAGUUGGGAAGACGAGUGUUGUGAUUCGCUACGUGGGUAAACUGUUCAGUAAACAUGUCAGCCCUACGAUUGGUGCUUCCUUCUUCACAUUCAAGAUGACAGUAGAUGACUACAGGGUAAAGUUACAACUGUGGGACACAGCAGGCCAGGAGAGGUUCAGAUCCAUGGCUCCCAUGUACUACAGAAAAGCCAAUGCAGCUCUGCUGGUUUACGACAUCACCUGUAGGGAAAGCUUUGAGAACAUCCAGUCUUGGGUAGAUGAGUUGAAGAAAAAUGUGGAAGGCACGAUCAUCAUGUGUGUGAUCGGCAACAAGACGGACCUAGCGUCUCGGCGUGAAGUCAGCCGAGAAAAAGCAGAGCAGUACGCCGACUCUAUAAACGCACUGUACUACGAAACAUCAGCACUGACUAAUGAUGGAAUCCAGGAGGCAUUUUUACAGGUGUCGCUGUCGCUGAUCAAGCUCAGUCAGACGGACAAGUCCAGCGGUUUGACCGUUUACGACGGGAGCGCGAGUCUUCUCAACGCCGACGGAAUUAUCGAGGACGGAAUGCACGACAUGAACAAUCACAGACGGCGAACGGACUCGGAAGACUCAAACACACCCGCCUGUUGCAGCUAGCUGAACUAGUCCAACCUUCUCAUCAGUGAUGGUUU
Messenger RNA from Branchiostoma belcheri (Belcher's lancelet), 817 nucleotides. RefSeq names its product ras-related protein Rab-22A-like. NCBI's taxonomy places the organism in Eukaryota, Metazoa, Chordata, Leptocardii, Amphioxiformes, Branchiostomatidae. The transcript has 6 exons. Gene Ontology annotation, molecular function: GTPase activity; GTP binding. The record is from RefSeq and is a predicted model, not a curated record. The coding region runs from base 120 to 782 and encodes 220 amino acids.